Molecule: messenger RNA, 2014 nt
Organism: Lolium rigidum
Lineage: Eukaryota; Viridiplantae; Streptophyta; Magnoliopsida; Poales; Poaceae
Product: DEAD-box ATP-dependent RNA helicase 39-like
Exons: 9
Coding region: 1-1857 (618 amino acids)
Molecular function (GO): RNA helicase activity; nucleic acid binding; ATP binding
Source: RefSeq, a predicted model, not a curated record
AUGGCGAUGGCCGCCGCCGGCCGGUGCCUCCACCUCCACCGCCCCUCCCCGCUCCGCCUCCGCGUCCUCCGCGCCGCCCUCUCCACCGCCGCGCCCCCGCCCCCCUCCCCGGCCCCCGCGGCCCCGCCCCGGCACGAGCUCCUCCUCGAGCGCCUCCGCCUGCGCCACCUCAAGGACUCCUCCCCCGCCCCCUCGAAGCCGCUCCGGGACAGGGCCAGGGGCCCGCAGCACCACCACCAGAGGACCGUCGAGGCGGAGACCUUCGCGGAGCUCGGGCUCGAGGACCAGGUGCUCGCCGCCAUGCGGGAGGCCGGCAUCUCCAAGCCCACCGAGAUCCAGUGCCUCGCCGUGCCCGCCAUCCUCGACGGCACCAGCGUCGUGCUCGGCUCCCACACCGGCUCCGGCAAGACGCUCGCCUACCUGCUCCCUCUCGUUCAGCUCCUGCGUCAUGAUGAAGCGACAUUGGGUAUGUCAAUGAAACCAAGGCGACCGAGAGCAGUGGUCUUGUGUCCAACAAGGGAGUUGACCGAGCAGGUCUUUCGUGUUGCAAAAUCCAUAAGUCAUCAUGCCCGUUUUCGUUCAACGAUGGUUAGCGGAGGCACUCGUCUAAAACCACAGGAAGAUUCGUUGAACAUGCCUGUUGACAUGGUCGUGGGAACACCUGGGAGGAUCCUCGAUCAUAUUAAGGAGGGUAAUAUCGUUUACGGUGACAUUAAGUAUCUGAUUCUAGAUGAGGCAGAUACAAUGUUUGAUCAAGGCUUUGGAGAAGACUUACGGAAGUUUCUUGCUCCUUUGAAGAAUCGUGCUUCAAAGCCUGGCGAUCAAGGUUUCCAAACCGUAUUAGUGUCCGCUACCAUGACUAAGGGAGUGCAAAAGCUGAUUGAUGAGGAAUUCGAAGGCAUUGUUCAUUUGCGGACAUCAACCUUUCAAAAGAGAAUUGCAACUGCACGACAUGACUUCAUGAAACUUUCUGGUUCAGAGAACAAACUUGAGGCUCUCCUGCAGGUUCUUGUGCCAAGCUUAGCAAAGGGAAACAAAGUUAUGGUUUUCUGCAACACUAUGAAUUCAAGUCGUGCAGUGGACCAUUUUCUAACUGAGAAUCAGAUAUCUACUGUGAAUUACCAUGGAGAGGUUCCUGCUGAAGAGAGAGUUGAGAACCUGAAGAAGUUCCGGAAUGAAGAGGGGGAUUGCCCAACACUGGUCUGCACUGAUCUGGCAGCUAGAGGCCUAGACUUGGAGGUUGACCAUGUCAUCAUGUUCGACUUCCCGAAAAACUCUAUUGAUUAUCUCCAUAGAACGGGAAGAACGGCACGAAUGGGAGCCAAAGGGAAAGUUACAAGCCUUGUAGCUAAGAAAGAUGUGCCUUUAGCGGCAAGGAUUGAAGACGCCAUGAAGAAAAAUGAGAGCCUAGAAUCGCUCACAACUAGCAACGUAAGGAGGGAUUCUGCCAACCCUCAAACUCCAAGCACCAAAGGAAGGACCCCAAGGUUGGCGAGGAAUUCAGAGUCUCCAAGGGUUGCUAAUCUGAAGAGUAAAAGGGGAGUGACACUGUCGAGAAGGGCACCAAAGGUUGCCAUCAAGGACACAACUUCUACCAGAAAGCGCUCGUCGACCAACAGCCAGCCUUCUUCGUCCAGGAAGCACUCGCCGGCUAAGAACCCGCCAAAGCCCAGACCAGCAGAGGCCAGGAAUGCCAAGCCGGUGAGAGCUGUUAGCAAGGGUGGCGUGAAGGUCGGGAAGAGCAACAGAGGGAAGCCCGAGGGCCGGAAAGAGGAUGCUCUGAAUAAGGUGGGAAGUAAGCUGAGCGUGGUUGGAUUCAGAGGGCGCAGCACAGGGAAGUCGGCACAGGCUCACUGAUGAGAUUUGAAUCAUGCAACCUGUAAAUAUCUGUGACUUUGUUUCUGCCAUUUUUGCUUGUCGGCUUACAAAUUCACAUUAUUUUUUAUAAAGAGCAGGGGACAAUGGAGAUAUUAACACGGAACAUAUAAUAAAGUUUUGGUCAUGCUUUAUUAUA